AUGAUUCCCGUACGCCUCAUGGCCAUCAUUCUCGCACCCAUUCGACCGAUUCUCAGCCCCGUGCUGUGGCACGUAGUCAACGCCUUCCUGCUUGCUGUUUUCAGUGCGGUCUUGGUCUACUCGGCUGUCCACUAUGUCAAGCACUCUAUCUUUGGUCUCGCGGCCAGCAGUUCGACCGCCAUCUCGGCAGCAGCCCUCCUUCCGCUCCGCAUCGUGGCCACCCCGACAUGUCUUGUUGCCAACUUCCUCUGUCCGCACUCGCUCCUAUCAGGAAACAACGAGACCGCUCAACCUUUCUGGAGGGUGAUGGCCCCAGAACGGGAACUCGACGUCGCUGCCGUCUCGCACGUACUGAGCAAGGGGGUGCGAAACGCACAGGAUAUAUUUGAGAGUCUCCAGUCUCUUGGCGACGGGCGUUUGACCCAGGGUCUGAAUCACGUUCGAGUCCACGAGUUGGGUAUUGCCAUCCAAUUUGGCUCGACCCUCGACGACAGGCUCUUCCUAAGCGAAGGUCUGGUUGAGCUCGCCGACCUGGCAUCUAAAAUCACAGACGAGGUCGCCUUAAUCAAUGCGAUGAGCGUGUCCAUCUUCUCGUGGCUCUUCUGGGACUUGGUUCGGCUCCUCGCCCCUGGUGAAGAUGGCAAACCCCACUCAUCCAAGAAGAUUAGUGCGCGUCUCGACUCGUUGAUUGCCCGUCUCGACAGCGACCUCGAUCGGCUGUCCGUACGGGUCGGGGGCGCCAUCCCCGUCGCAGAACGUGGCAGUGAACAGGGCUGGAAGCUCCACACGCACCUCUCUGAAGUCGAGAGUGAUCUCCAAACCGAAAAGGCCAAGUUCCCCACUUGGCAACGAGCACUGGACGCAUCCCGCCACUUUUUCGUCGGCGGUGACCCAUCCAAACUCGCCCGCAUCUCGAACGACCUCUCCCUCACGCGGGACACCAUCUCGGAAAUCGGACGCACGCGAGACGGCCUGCUCCGUGUCCGCAUGGAGCUCAUUGUAUUCCGUGAUCAAGUCCGCCACUUUUCGGGCUCCAUCAUGGGUCUGCAUCUCGGCGCUAGUGAAGCCGCGGGGCUUGGGCCUGCCGAGGAGAUUGGCAUCCUCAACAACGUGGUCAAUGAGCUUGGAGCUGCUGUUGGCCGGGCAAAGCGGCUUCCAGGUGGACCUCGGCACAAAGCCACUCUUCGCCUCCUUUCCAUCGUCUUGGUGCCAUUCUUGGCCGGCAACCCCCAUCCCACCAUGCCAUUCCUUGGUACGGUCCCGGUGUUGAAGGGUCUCUUCGUCGGUCUUAUCGCUACCAUUCUCUCCAUACUUGUCCUCAAAGGAGGUUUUGAACCCACCAUCCGUUCGCCCAGGGCGACCUCGGCAUUAACCCACUCCGCUACCAUCCUUCUCGAUGACCAAAUCGGCUCGGCCGCCAUUAUUCGCGGAAUGUCAAAGGUGGCAGCAUCUCUCACGCCCAUUGCUGAGACCUUGGAGCUUGUUGAUGAGGGGGCCAGCCUCGGCCUGGACGAUUAUCGGUGCGUGAACUGGACGUCUUCUAUCCCAAGAUUUGCUAACGAGAGUCAGUCUCGAAAUGUUCGCCGACAACAUCGAGGCUACGUCCUUACCCCACAUCUGGAAGAUCAUUGCCCAAAGGCUUAG
Molecule: messenger RNA, 1644 nt
Organism: Apiotrichum porosum
Lineage: Eukaryota; Fungi; Basidiomycota; Tremellomycetes; Trichosporonales; Trichosporonaceae
Exons: 4
Coding region: 1-1644 (547 amino acids)
Source: RefSeq, a predicted model, not a curated record